Molecule: messenger RNA, 2042 nt
Organism: Neltuma alba
Lineage: Eukaryota; Viridiplantae; Streptophyta; Magnoliopsida; Fabales; Fabaceae
Product: E3 ubiquitin-protein ligase RNFT1-like
Exons: 9
Coding region: 254-1705 (483 amino acids)
Biological process (GO): positive regulation of ERAD pathway
Molecular function (GO): ubiquitin protein ligase activity
Source: RefSeq, a predicted model, not a curated record
GGCCCUUUGACUUUUCUCCCCUUCCUGCUUCUCCUCCCUCCCCCGGCGCUGCUCCAGCUUAAAUUCUCUUCCCCCGGCACAACCCUGUUCACAUUUUCCCAAACUCUGCUUUGUUUUUCUCUUGCUUCAUUCGUCAGUGAUCUCCGGGAGCAGAAACUCCUCAAAUAGAAUAUAAGGCUACAAAUAGCUGGAAAAGAAAUAAGGAUCAAGCAGGAGGCUAACUGAGUAUUGGUAGUUUAAUCUUGCGACGAAGAUGGAAACAUCGGGUGCUAAUUCAGAACAAUACGCCAUGUCUUCCUCCUCCUCAUCUUCCACUGUUGGUGUAAAUAAUAGUAACAGUAAUAGCACUGAAACCUGGUACGGGAUGAGGUUAGCCCCUGUCAGCCCCUUCCGUUCUCCAGUUUCCUUGCUAUUAAAUUACGCGGGCAUUCUCCACUCAAGUUCGUCAGCUCGCGAUUCAGAGGCCACGACAGUCAACAGCGGAGUUACCCCGUUGGAAAUACGCUCUCAGCUUCCUGAGUCUGGCACCGCGUGCAGUAGCAGUGCUGGUGAAGUUUCGAUACGGAUAAUUGGGGCUGCAGAACAAGAACAGAGUGUUGCGUUAGGUUCUUUUUCUACUACCUCUCUAAAUCAGCUUGGACAAGUCGAUCACGAUGAUUUGACGAGAAAUAGAGGAGGAAUGCCCGCACUGGAUGAGGGUGCGGAGGAUCGCAGCGGAAGAGCCCCCUUAGUGUCUUCAACGACACCGGCCACUAGUGGACAGGUGGAUGAAAAUGUCGGAAACGCCGCGGAAAGCAACCAUGGGGAUUCAUCCUCUUACCAGAGGUAUGAUAUUCAGCAGGCUGCUAAGUGGAUUGAGCAGAUUCUUCCUUUCUCACUGUUGCUAUUGGUUGUUUUCAUUCGUCAGCACUUGCAAGGCUUUUUUGUCACGAUUUGGAUUUCAGCUGUGAUGUUCAAAUCAAAUGAAAUUGUUAAGAGGCAGACAGCGCUGAAGGGAGACAGGAGAGUCUCAAUUCUUGUUGGCAUCUCUGUCGCCUUCAUGCUUCAUGUGAUGUGCAUUUACUGGUGGUAUCAAAGUGAUGAUCUUUUAUACCCGCUGAUCAUGGUUCCUCCAAAAUCAGCACCACCUUUCUGGCAUGCUAUAUUCAUCAUCUUGGUUAAUGAUACACUAGUGCGGCAAGUAGCAAUGGCUUUCAAGUGUUUGCUGCUUAUAUAUUACAAAAAUGGAAGAGGUCACAACUUCCGCCGCCAGGGCCAAAUGUUAACUCUGGUCGAAUAUUCAUUGCUGUUGUAUCGUGCCUUGUUGCCUACAUCAGUUUGGUACCGUUUUUUCUUAAACAAGGAUUAUGGGAGUCUUUUUUCAUCACUGACAACAGGAUUGUAUUUAACUUUCAAGCUAACAUCUGCUAUUGAGAAGGUUCAAUGCUUCUUCUCUGCCUUAAAAGCAUUAUCAAGAAAGGAAGUUCAUUAUGGAAUAUAUGCCACAAUGGAACAGGUAAAUGCUGCUGGCGACCUAUGUGCUAUAUGCCAAGAGAAGAUGCAUGCUCCAGUUUUGUUGCGUUGCAAACACAUCUUCUGUGAGGAAUGCGUAUCAGAAUGGUUUGAGAGAGAACGGACUUGCCCGCUAUGCAGAGCAUUGGUAAAACCCGCUGAACUACGGACCUUUGGAGACGGAUCGACAAGUCUAAUUUUCCAGCUGUUUUAGGCUCUCUAAGUGUUUUUCAGGUUGGAUUAUCAUUUCACCCCGCAUUUUACCUACAAAAUGCCCUUACUUUGUUCUAUGAUUUGAGAAGUUUUCUCAUCAAUGGCUGCCCCAAAAAAUCAGACUGAAGGAAAGCAUCAUAAAUAUGGUUCACAUUUAGUACAUAAGCACAUGUUCGAUUGUUGUCAUAAGGUACGAUGAGCAAGGGGUUUUUGCUUUGCUGCCAGAUACUGAAACGAAAGGAUUCGCUCUCCUGAUAUUUCCACAUUUGCCAAAAAUCAUGAUGAACACAAAUUUGUUCAUAAUAUUACAUCCCUUCGAAAUUUAAGUCCAGCCUUUC